UGCUGUGGCUUCAUAUAUUUAAAUGAAGGAAUUGAGCUCAAAAGUGGUUGUCUUCUGAAGAGAAACGAAAAUUAUCAUUCAUGGGCUCAUUUGUAGGACACGCAGUGCAAGGUUCAGCUCUAGCUCUCCUUGGAUUAUGGCUCGCCAUCAACACCAUCAGAACUUACCUAGUGAAGGGUCCUGCAAACUUCACUGUUAGAUUCUGGUACCAGUUUAACACCCCUCACUCCAGACUCAAACACUUGGAGCUUGUCUCCAUUUUAUCCUUUUCCAUCCUUGCAAUAUUCAUGCAAGUUCUGGACUUUCCUCAUUUCCACUAUGCUUUUAAGCUUGAUAACUUUGAGCAUGCAACUAUGUUCAUACACCUUGCUUUGUUUGCUGGUUUCUCCCUCUGCACUGAGUUGACUGAUUCACUUGACCUCUUUUCUGGCUUUGUUGGGAUACUUGCAUCCUCAGUGUUCAGCCAAGAACUGUUCCUUCUCCAUUUUCACUCCACAGACCAUGUUGGACUUGAAGGCCAUUACCACUGGCUCCUGCAGCUCAUAGUGCUUGUCUCACUGGUAGCAGCUUUGGCUGCAACUAUUUUCCCUAACAAUUUCAAUGCGGCUCUUGUGCUUUCUAUUUCUGUCAUCUUCCAAGGAUGUUGGUUCAUAAACAUGGGGUUUAUGCUAUGGAUUCCAGCUUUAGUCCCUGAAGGAUGUGUGAUGAAUUUGGCCAAGGCAAGUGGCCAUGAUAUCAUUGGAGCAGUUACCUGUGGCUCCAAAGAGGCUGAUUUUAGGGCUAGGGGCUUGGCCAAUUUACAGUUCAGUUGGAUCCUUUCUGCAAUUCUGAUUUUUGCAGGAAUCAUUUGCUUGAAACUUGCUAGAAAAUGUACCAUUGCAACAAACCGAUUGGAAUAUGAGAGAAUUCAAAGUAAAGGUGCAGACUCAGCUUUGGCCAAUGAAGGUUUGAAGCAGGGUAGAUAAUCAAUCUACCACAGUUUGUUGAACAGGCCUGGUGCUCUCAUUUUUAAGGUCUCAAGUGUAUAUAAGAGACCUGAGCUAUGCAAUGAAAAAUAAGUUACAGUGUAUUUUGUUAUAGACCAAGUUUAGAUUGAUGUCCAACAAUCUGUUGGGUUUUAUAAAAUCUUCAGCAAGGUAUGUUGAUAGUGUCUAUUAAGUUGCUGGUAUGUCUGUGUAAGAAACUAAUGUCUCCAGAUCUUGAUUGCUUCAUAAAUUCCUUAUAUUUCCAACAACGGACUGUGAUAUUGGACUACUGGAUUAUAAGAAUGGUUCUUUGUUUUA
Messenger RNA from Vigna unguiculata (cowpea), 1283 nucleotides. Its product is annotated as transmembrane epididymal protein (DUF716). The record is from RefSeq and is a predicted model, not a curated record. Lineage: Eukaryota; Viridiplantae; Streptophyta; Magnoliopsida; Fabales; Fabaceae.